CGCUUCCGCCUCCUCGCGCCGGCGGCCCGUGAGCGGGGAUGGCACGUGGCCGCCCGCUGAGACCGAGCCACAAACAGCCGCUCGCUGCCGACCGACAGAGCUGCGAGACGUAGCGCAGCGAGCCUCGUGCCGAAUAGCGAUCGAGAUGCAGCCGGGGAGGUGAAAUAUUUGAAUUUGAUACUCUACCAGAGGUUGAAGACUACGAAGAGGAAAGGUUGUUCCUGUGCUUGUGAGAAAGUAAGAUUAUCCAUGGAGCAGCAUGGAGAGAAGAUAGCAUAGUAAGGUGGUGGAGUUGUGAACAGGAUGGCCUUUCUGGACAACCCAGCAAUUAUAUUGGCUCAUAUUCGGCAGUCACAUGUGACCAGUGAUGACACAGGAAUGUGUGAAAUGGUCCUGAUAGAUCAUGAUGUUGAUGUAGAGAAAUUCAAUCCUUCUUCAAUGACUGGGGACAGUGGCUCGGAAAUGCAGGGAACCAAUGGAGACACUCAGGGUUAUGUAUAUUCCCAAUCAGUCGAUAUUACCUCAAGCUGGGACUUUGGUAUUAGAAGACGAUCAAAUACAGCUCAGAGACUAGAACGACUACGAAAAGAGAGACAAAAUCAAAUAAAAUGCAAAAACGUUCAGUGGAAGGAGAGAAAUGCUUCUUAUUCAGACUUCACCUUCCUGCAUUUGACUUCUUCCCCAUCAUUGGUGCAUGAAGGGAUCAAAUUGGACCUUGAAAGUGACUUAAUAGCUGCAGAGGAGCUCAGCUCGCUGUUUGAAAAAAAGAAUUUCCGAGUAAAGUGUCCGCACUCUGGGAAGCAGUCGCUGCUGGCGGUGCGACUCGAGCAGUGCCCACUGCAGCUGAACAACCCUUUCAACGAAUACUCAAAAUUUGAUGGCAAGGGUCAUGUUGGUACAACUGCAACCAAAAAAAUUGAUGUCUACCUCCCGCUGCACACAAGCCAAGACAAACUGCUGCCAAUGACAGUUGUGACAAUAGCCAAUGCCAAGGUGCAUGAUCUGAUUGGACUAAUAUGCUGGCAAUACACGAGCGAAGGACGGGAACCCAAACUAAAUGACAAUGUCAAUGCCUACUGUCUCCAUAUUGCUGAGGACGAUGGUGAGGUUGACACGGACUUUCCACCCUUGGAUUCCAACGAGCCUAUUCACAAAUUUGGCUUUAGCACUCUGGCACUGGUUGAAAAGUACUCUUCUCCAGGCCUGGCAGCAAAACAGUCCCUCUUUGUUCGAAUAAAUGCUGCUCAUGGAUUCUCACUUAUUCAGGUGGACAGUAUGAAGGUCACCAUGAAGGAUAUCUUACAAAAGGCCUUAAAGCGGAGAAAGGGAUCGCAGAGGGGUUCAGGUCCUCAGUAUCGUCUAGAGAAGCAGAGUGAGCCCAACGUCCCAGUAGACUUAGACUGUACCUUGGAGAGCCAGAGCACAGUGGAGUUCUGCCUGGUCCGAGAGAACAGUUCGAGAGGAGAAGAGACCUCAGAAGAAGACCCGCAGAUGGAUAUAGCUACGGUUCAAGAUAUGCUUAGUAGCCACCACUACAAGUCCUUUAAAGUCAGCAUGGUCCACAGGCUGCGAUUCACAACUGAUGUGCAGUUAGGUAUAUCUGGAGACAAGGUAGAGAUAGACCCUGUUACUAAUCAGAAGGCCAGCACUAAGUUCUGGAUUAAGCAGAAACCCAUUUCGAUCGAUUCUGAACUCCUCUGUGCCUGUGACCUUGCAGAAGAAAAAAGCCCAAGUCAUGCAAUAUUUAAACUUACAUAUCUAAGCAAUCACGACUACAAACACCUCUACUUUGAAUCCGAUGCUGCUACCAUCAAUGAAAUUGUCCUGAAGGUUAACUAUAUUCUAGAAUCGCGAGCCAGCACAGCCAGAGCAGAUUAUUUUGCUCAGAAACAAAGAAAGCUGAGCAGGAGAACAAGCUUUAGCUUCCAGAAGGAGAAGAAAUCAGGACAGCAGUAAUGUCUAGCCUAGAGCAAAAACCUGUCUGCUCAAUGCAAAGGAGGAGAAGCUCCCAACAGCCUGAGACAGGUGGGAGCCAAAGGACAGAGUUCUUGCUGCCAACAGCCAGAAGCAGCCACGGAAGAGAAUCAGGAAUACACAGUUUCUCCCAAUGACCCCACUUUGGUGACGGGAAGUCUCCCUAAUGACAAAACAAAGAGCCAUAUCAGCCGGAAGGAGGGCUGUGACACUUCUAAUUCCUGUGAUUUAGAAGUGAGGAGCAUGUAGGCUGGCAUCAUGGAAGAACUGUAUUCGGUGCAAUCACAAGGAAAGUUGUGGUUACAAAUGAUUUCACAGCCUAGUCGAGAGAAAGUCUAAACGUCAGUUAUAUCCACCCACGCGCACACAGGUACUGCUUGUGACAUGAUCAAACUGAAAUGUAUCCGUUUUUACUAUGAAUAAAGGUGUAGGGGUUCUCUCUUGCACAGUUCUUUUGAGGGGUAGAGUUAAGCUACAGCCUGUUCUGACGUUGUUUGCAUCCAGGGAGAGCGGCACAGUCCCGUCCUAGUGUGGGCGCUGGAAGAAAUGUUUAUUCAGCCAGCUCUGGCUUUUUUCAAGCACAUUUAGCAGCUGCAUUUUUCUACUUUGAAGACGUUUCGUUGGAAGUUAUUCACCUCCGGGAAGCUUUGCAUUUUGAAACCCCCGGGAGCUGUUCUGGAGUGGAAGGCCGGGAGUCUUUCUUCUUGGAGCUGGGGGCUCCAGUAAUUACGAGUGGCUGAAUCAGCAGAGAACUUCCUGCUCCUUGGGCUGGGUUUCUGCUUCGUCUCUGAGGCUUUUCACCUGAGGAUUGAGAAAUAACUUUACAUUUUCUUUUGUCGAAGCACUAAGUGUUUUAUAAAUAAAAAUGAAGACUUGAUUUGUACUGGGAUUUGUAACUGUUCCACACUUGCCCAUCUCAAAAGAGUUGGGUGCCAUAGAUCAGAGGGGAGCGAGAAUUGUAGCUGCCCUUCUGUUUUCAUUUUGGUUCCCCAGAAAUGUCUUUUUAUGAAUUUCUGUAUGUUGUUAAAAGAUAAGAGCCCUGUGAACCUGUUUCCCUCAGUUUUGUAUCAAGUGGGUGCAUAUGGCUAUGCUAAGAAUGCUUGGCAGGAUUCUGCAUGUAAGAAUGAAGAAAAACCUCCUACAAAAAUCUGCAUCACAAACUGAUUUCUGCUGGGGAGACCAAAUAUUUUCUCCGUGUUGUACUGCCUUGCGGUGAGAUUGACUUACAGCUGAACCUGUUAGAACUCCUCUUUCUUUUUGUAUCCAAAUCUUUUCUCUCUGAGCCUUAAUGUAUAGUUUAGGAAUAAACACUAAGGCGGAUAAUUCUA
This is a messenger RNA of Pelodiscus sinensis (Chinese soft-shelled turtle), 3302 nucleotides long. The record is from RefSeq and is a predicted model, not a curated record. NCBI's taxonomy places the organism in Eukaryota, Metazoa, Chordata, Testudines, Trionychidae.